AUGCAUUCUGUUCCUGAUCCAAUUUUAAAUUUUUUAGCUGAUCCUGAGAGUCCAAAUCCAGAAAUCAAGCCUUAUUUGAUUAACAAAUUACAGCCCAUUUUUCCAUACAAAUUUAUCAAGCAAAAUGCCGGAAAUUUUGUUAAUUUAAUUUCUUUAGCUUCAGAAACAUGCGAAUCUCAAUAUUUACCACGAUUUAUCGAUAUAAUCAACAUAGCAGAAGUUCCAAGUGAAAUAAUACGAACUUAUCCCAAUUUGUUUGCGAAAAUUUUAGAAUUUUAUAUAAAUCUUGUAAUGAACGAUAAUUUCGAUGAAAACUUAUACAAAUAUUCAAUGAAACAGAUUUUACCAAUGAAAAAGUCAAAACCAGACAUUUUUGACGCAGAUUUUCCACAAUUUCACGAAUGUUUACAAAACAUCCUUGGUACGCAGGAUAUAGCACUCAGAAUCGAUUUUUUAUUCAGAUUCUUCAGACUAUGUCCAGUAUUUAGUAAUUCUUUCAACAAAUUAAUCAUAAAAAUUAUUUACAGGCAUAUGCAUGGUUUUUAUGAAGAGAAUCACGCAGUUCCUAAACAUAUUAAACAUCUCAAAGCAUUGUACAACUUUAUGGAGAACGAUUCCGGGGAUUUCAUAAGAUUUUACCUCAGAAACAAAUUUGUAAGGGAAUCACCAAUUAUCGAAGCCGGAAUUCUUUUGUCCAAGCUUGUACGUGGCUUCGAUGACAAGUAUCGUUUGGAAAUUUGCAAUUCUAUGCUAUCAAAAAUAAUAAAUUUGCUGCAACAGCCAAAUAUGCCCAGAUACCUGUUGUUUUAUGCAUCCAAAGGCUUCCUGGCAUACCACAAUAACCAGCCGUUCCGUAUGAACACGUAUUUUCCUUUUCUUAACGCAAACGUCGACAAUCCAGAAUUUCAACGCACAAUUUUGAAAUGUGUCCUCAGUUUACACGAAACGGUCGAUGAAUCCAAUGAAAAUUACUUUUCUAAGUUUAUUUCGGAUCAUUUUCAGAACAUUCUUGCAGAGAACUAUGAUAAAGUCUUCAGGCUAAUGCGCAGGAUCGUUUGUUACAUGCAAGAAGGCGAAAUUAUUGAUUUUUUGUUGGAAUUUAAUUUGGCAAUUCUCCAAGGAAGCAGUUAUCCGCUUAACGCCCACGCACUUGUGAUUCUUUAUUAUAUAUGCUAUUAUAAUUCAGACCUCAUUCCUCUCUACAAAGAAAAAGGAAUUUUUAAUUUUGCAAUAUUAUUACUUCAGAGUGAGAAAGCUGAGGAUUUCGAUAUGGUAAACUCAUUCUUUACUGAAAUACUUCAAGAUGACCUAUACGUUGAUGAGUUUCAUGACAUUUUAAUGGCUGCUUACGUUGAAUUUGUGAAAUACGCAGUUGGAACAUAUAAUUGUUCUCCCGAAUAUCGACAAACAUGUUGUAGUGAUGCUGUUAUUCUCAUGGAUUUCCUGGAUACAGAAGAAACUCCUUUUCCAGAAGAAUUUGUUUUUCCUUUCAAUUCUGUAACGGAUAUGAUCAAAUCCAAUGAGUUCCCAUUACAAGUAUCGGCCAAUUAUGUCAUUGCUGACCAUCUAGAUAUGUUUGAUCCAAGUUUUGUUCUGCAAAUUUUGGAAUAUUACGAUCAGAUCAUGAAAGAACGGGAUUGUUCAGCACUAUUCAUGUCUAUGUUCUAUUUGAUCUACAAAAUACUUGAUGUUUGUGAUGAAGUUCCUGAAAUAAUUUUGAAUAUUGUUAUUAACAUCUUUUCUUGCCAAUAUAAGCCGUUUAUUGAGACAAACUUUGAAUAUAAUCUUACUGUUUCAAAGCAUUUCUACAGAUCUGUUGUUGGAUUGGUCAGAUUAGGACAUUUUGAAUUUAUUAUUCAUAUAAUUGACUCAUUACCCUUCGUUUCUUCUCAUUUGUAUGGAGGAAUGUGUAGGACUAUAAUGAGAUACGUCAAAAAUGCCCAACUCGCAGAAGAAGACAUCGAUUCAAUGUAUUUCACAAUUUUUGAAGUUUUUAAGGACAAUUAUGAUGAUGAACAUGCCCAAAAUAUUGCCAAUUUACUCACAAACAUCUUUUUAAUGCGUAAUGCUGCUUAUCCGGUUCAAGAAUUGAUAGAUGUCAUUAAUAGUAUGGUAGAAGCUAUCGUAGAAACACGGGAAUCAUAUAUAAUAUGCAUGUUGAACAUUUUGGCCGUAACGGAUCCAAAUUCUUUAGAAAAUCCAAAUAUUUCGACUUUGUCAAGUGCAAUUUUCCAUGUAUCCAACUUCAAAUCAAAGAUGAAGAUUGAUUAUGAUGCAGUUUUCGCUGCAAUUCGCAACUUUUUGUAUGAAAAUGCAGAAUCUUACGAUUUGGUGGUCGAAUGUGGAGUUUUUAUUGCCGGUGCUUAUCUGCUUCGGCCAAAAGAAAGAAGUCAGUUCUUUAGAACGAAAAUUGAUGAAGAUAUCAUGAAAGGUUUAACAUAUAUAUGCGAAAACUUCAGAAGUUAUGCAAAAGCUGUUUGGGAUCAUUUCAGAGACAAGGAUUAUCAAAUUCUUGGCGAAAUAUUUUCAAAAUAUUUUGAAAGACCUUAA
Molecule: messenger RNA, 2550 nt
Organism: Trichomonas vaginalis G3
Lineage: Eukaryota; Parabasalia; Trichomonadida; Trichomonadidae
Product: armadillo (ARM) repeat-containing protein family
Exons: 1
Coding region: 1-2550 (849 amino acids)
Source: RefSeq, a predicted model, not a curated record